AAGCAACACCUCCUUCCAACCUGGACGCAGACUGGUGAGCUGUCAGAGAAAACUCUGAGAUUCUGCUGCUGACACCAUGACCUCAGAAGCCUGCGGGGUCAGCCCAGAAAGCAAAAGCUGUCUUCAGGAUGCCAUUGAGUAUUUCCAGAACAGAGUGAGCAGAGAGGAACUGCAGCUCCUGCUGACUGAUGUUGAGGCCUGGGAGCAACUUGUGGCUGAGGAUGGUUUGUCCAGCGAAGACGCAUGUGCACUACAUGAAGGUCUGAAUGAGCUGAACACAGACAUGGCCAUGGAACACAGCAUGAUCCAAAAAGACCAACUGUAUAGGAAGAAGAUCAUGGACGAGUUUCCUCGGGUGAAACGGGAGCUUGAGGAGCGCAUAGGAAAGCUCCACGCACUUGCAGACAAGGUUGACAAGGUGCACAGGGACUGCACCAUCUCCAACGUUGUGGCAGCCUCCACUGGCACUGUGUCUGGCAUCCUGACCAUCCUUGGCCUGGCUCUGGCACCCGUGACAGCAGGGGUCAGUCUGGCACUCUUGGCAACUGGGAUAGGGCUGGGAGCAGCAGCUGCUGUGACCAGUGUGUCCACCAGCAUUGUGGACUCCUCAAGCAUGUUGUCAGCAAAAGCUGAAGCCAGUCGCCUGGCAUUAAUUGACAGUGACAAAAGGGAGGUGGUAGAGGAAACUCUACGUCACAGCACACCGCAUAGUCUUUCUUUAUCAAAGAAUUCCACCCAAGUCGUGGUAAAUAUUAAGAAGAACGUCCAUGCUAUCAAGCUAGCCAAAGCCAAACCUCACUUAGCAGCCUAUACCAAAUUCCUCAUGGCCAUUGGGAGAAUCUCGGUCCAAAGAGGCAAGCAGAUACAGAAAGCUUUUGGAGGCACCACGCUGGCAAUGGCCAAAGGAGCCCGGAUUAUGGGUGCGGCCACUGCAGGUGUCUUCCUUCUGAUGGAUGUGAUCAGCCUUGUGGAAGAGUCACUUCAUUUGCAUGAGGGGGCAAAGGCAGAGUCGGCUGAAGGGCUGAGGCAGCAGGCUCAGGAGCUGGAGAGGGUGUUGGAGGAGCUCACCCAGAUCCAUGAGAGGCUGCAGUAGGGCCUCAUUCCAUGA
Diceros bicornis minor is the source of this 1108-nucleotide messenger RNA. Its product is annotated as apolipoprotein L2-like. Gene Ontology annotation, biological process: lipoprotein metabolic process; lipid transport. Gene Ontology annotation, cellular component: membrane; extracellular region. The record is from RefSeq and is a predicted model, not a curated record. Lineage: Eukaryota; Metazoa; Chordata; Mammalia; Perissodactyla; Rhinocerotidae. Gene Ontology annotation, molecular function: lipid binding.